AUGUAUCCAAGACCAGCUCCUGUAGCCAUCGUCGGCGUCGGCUGUAGGCUCCCUGGAGGGGCCAACAAUCUGGACAGACUAUGGAAGCUCCUCUCAGAGGGCCGCAGCGGGUGGACAGAAAUACCGACGGAUCGAUGGGCUGCGGAGGAGUGGUUUGAUGCAUACCCUGAUGCAAAACAAUCUAUGAUCACUAAGCACGGAUUCUUCCUAGAAGACGAUAUCUCGCAGUUUGAUGCCAAGUUUUUUGGGAUUUCGAGCUCCGAGGCGCACGCAAUGGAUCCUCAGCAACGUCUGUUCCUAAUGACGACGUACGAGGCAUUGGAAGAUGCCGGCAUUCCCGUCGAGACAUUGAGAGGCUCGAAUACCGGUGUCUUUGCUAGCAUAUUUGAGAGAAGUUACGACAGGAUGGGACACAAGGACCUGUCCACUAUUAGCAAUACGCAUAUGAACGGGACAGGGGAAGCAAUCCUCUCGAACAGAAUCUCGUACUGUUUUGACCUGAAAGGACCAUCUAUGACUAUUGAUACUGGCUGCUCCGGAAGUCUGGUGGCCCUUCAUCAAGCAUGCCACAGUCUCAUGCUGGGCGAGUCAGAUCUUGCCCUGGUUGGUGGCUCGCAACUUGUUAUCCACCCUGAUGCUCUUUCCAUCAGUGAGUUGGUUUCCUAUGCACUUAGACCCCCUUUCCAGUUUGCGCUUUGGACAGACUUUGAAAAUGAUUCAGACAUGGGCAUGCUCAACCCAGAUGGCAAGUCUUAUGCCUUUGACUCGCGAGGCGAAGGUUAUGGACGCGGCGAGGGCGUAGCCACGGUUGUUCUUAAGCGUUUGGACCGCGCAAUCGAGGAUGGGGACCGAGUGCAUGCCGUCAUUGCAAACUCUGGUACAAACCAAGACGGAAAGACUUCCGGCCUCAACACUCCCAGUGGCGACGCCCAGGCUGCUUUGUCUUCGCGUGUAUACCGAGAGGCUGCAUUGAACCCUGCAGACACAUCGUUCGUCGAGGCUCACGGCACCGGAACUCAAGUAGGCGACCGAGAAGAGAUCGCAUCUAUCUCGAAGGUCUUUUGUGAGGGUAUUGCCAGGACCGACGACCUCUACGUCGGCUCCAUCAAACCAAACAUCGGGCACCUCGAGGCUACCUCCGGCAUUGCCGGCCUGCUCAAAUGUAUUCUUGUGCUGAAGCAUCGCCUCAUCCCCCAGAACUUGAAUUUCAUCCAGCCAAAGCCAUCCCUGAAGCUCCACGAGAGAAAUAUCAAGAUACCGACAGAACUUACGAAGCUCCCAGUGCCCCGUCAUGGUGGGCCGGUGCGGGUGUCUCUCAACUCUUUUGGCUACGGGGGGACCAAUUGCCAUAUUAUUCUCGAGGCUGCCGACACUAAUGAGAAAGUGAAUGUAACUGGUAUCAACAAAAGGACUGCUAAUGGAGCCGAUACGACUCACAAGAAUAGGAUGAAAAACGAGCUUUUGGGUAACAGGCGGGCCUCCUUGUUGAACAACACAACAUCACAAUGUCCGGAGUUGAUUGUUCUCAGUGCAUCGACUGAGAAAGCGCUGCUAUCGCGCGCCGGAGACAUUCGCCUCUGGAUCAACUCUCACCAGAUAGCGCCACAAACUCUGCACAACCUGUCAUACACGCUCGGAGUCCACAGAUCGGCUCUUCCAUACAGAAAAGCCAUUGUCGCAUCGACAACUGAGGAACUUGUGGCUGAGCUGGAAGCACUAGAGCUCCAGAAGAGAACCGUGUCAAUUGCCCCUGUCACGUUUGUAUUCUCCGGGCAAGGAGCACAGUGGCAUGCAAUGGGUUUGGAACUUAUCCACUCCUCGCAUGUUUUCCAACUAUCAAUAUCAGCCUUAGAAGAUGUGCUGCGCCGGCAAGGCUGCCCGUGGAGUCUCUUGGAGGAGCUUUCAAAGUCGUCUGAGCAUUCCCGGAUCAGCGAGGCAGAGAUAGCACAGCCUGCAACCACCGCCAUUCAGAUUGCACUUGUGGAUCUUCUCGAAAGCUUCUCGAUACGGCCAAGUCAAGUCGUGGGUCACAGUUCCGGUGAAAUUGCUGCCGCCUAUGCAGCUGGUGCCCUGAGUCGUGAGAGUGCGAUUAUCAUCGGGGGGGUGUUUUCCGCCAAAGCUAAAAGGAUGGCUGGUGUCCCUGGCUCCAUGAUGGCGGUUAGCAUGGACGAGACCGAAGCGAUGCUGUACCUCGAAAGGAUUUCGCGCGGGGCGGCCGUUGUAGCAUGCGUGAACAGCCCAUUGAGUCAGACCCUGUCAGGAGACGAAACCGCCAUUGAUGACCUCAAGGAAAUGUUUGAUAAGGAGGGCAUAUACGCCCGGAAACUGAGGGUUGACACGGCUUAUCACUCACACCACAUGCAGUGUGUGGCGCAAGACUAUCAAGACGCCCUCGGCAGUAUCGAGCCCUCUGGACUGAGGGACGGCGUGAUCUUCUACUCCAGCGUCACAGGUGCCAUCAAGUCAGCUGGCUUUGCUUCCGACUAUUGGGCGUCCAACCUGGUGUCGCAAGUCAAGUUCAGUCAGGCCUUGACUCAGCUACAAAAUGACCAGAUCCAGCACGAUGCCAGCAUAGACAUGAGCGUCUUUAUAGAAAUCGGCCCACACUCCGCCCUUGCAGGCCCUUCUCGCCAAACUCUCUCACAGGAUGGUGCUGGGCAAUUCAGAUUUGAGUACUUGUCUGCUCUACGACGCAAUGCCAAUGCUACACAGUCUAUACUGGCGCUCGUUGGCAGAGUCUUCGAGCUUGGUCUUGAGGUCGACAUAACUGCGGUGCUCACAAUGUCCGACAAAACAAAACCAGAGAUCAUCAGAGACUUGAAACUAUAUCCCUGGGACCUUGCACCGUUCUGGCGCGAGUCGAGGCUCAGUAAGGCCCACCGCUUUCGUCAGUUCCCACAUCACGAUCUCCUUGGCCUGUUCGACCCAGCCAGCACGAUUCAUGAACCGCGCUGGAGGUAUUUUAUCAACUUAGACAGCCUUCCCUGGCUCCGAGGCCAUAUAGUUGAGGGAUUCACACUAUAUCCUGGUGCAGGCUAUCUGACAAUGGCCAUGGAGGCAAUGAAGCAGCUUGUGCAGAUGAGAGGCCUGCAAACCCCCAUUGCCAAGUUUGUCCUCCGCAACGUGGCGAUACCCAAGGCCAUUGUCCUUAGCGAGCCGGAUGACAGCAGCUCCGGGGAGGUGGAAGUCCAACUGAGCAUGUCAGCCGCGAACCAGUACGAAGGCAGCCGCUGGCAGUCAUUCCGGAUCAGGUCAUACAACGCUGACGGGUCAUGGAGCGAGCAUUGCUUCGGUGAGAUCGCGGUCGAGCACGAGACGGAUGAACAUGACGAGGUUGAGGGGACGAGGGAGGAGGAACUGCGCCGAGAAGAGGCCAGGCAAUUCCUAGCAACUUCCCAGCAAAUCUGCGACACAGAGAUGACAAAGUCGGAGUUCUACGACUUUGCAAGAUUGACAGGAAACGAAUUUAGCGGUGCUUUUACUCCCAUCAUUGCAGCCAGGUACGGCAAAAGCCGGGGUGUGUUCGAAGUCUGCACACCAGAAAUUGCUUCUUUGAUGCCAUACCAGUCCUUCAGGGCUCAUGUUAUUCAUCCAACUACCCUAGACGCUACCCAACAGAUCAAUGCAGUCCUUUUCAAGAAAUUUGUCACCAAUGGCGCAUGUGUUCCAACGAGGAUCCCGUUGUUGGAAAUUAACACCAGCCUCUCUACCACGACAGGGAACAUCCUGACUGGAGCCAUGCAGAUCCAAGCUGACGGCCCGAAAGCGUCCAGGGGAGAGGGUUGGGUGUUCCAGAAGGAUGUGGAUGGCCAUCUCAGCCCGGUUAUUCGACUUAUUGUCCAUUUGAGAGCCAUUGGUGAGACUCGCGAGGAAGACGAGCCGAAUGUCGUUCAGGAUACCGUAAAUCGAUUCGAGUGGAACCUUGACGCCGACUUUAUGACAGGAAGUUCAUUCCGCAAGGUUCUCUCGUCUACCCUAGGAUUAGAAGAAACUACCACACACGGAUUCGACGGAACUAAGGUGUCCAUUGAGGAGUCAGACAAGGAAUAUCUUCUUACGGAUCAGGCCUCGUCCAUUUGGGUUCGCGAUGCCGUGCGAUAUGUAGAGGAAAGCAACGCUGGCAUAGUGACGCUUCAGCAAGCCAAAUUCUUUGGCUGGAUGAAGAGGUGGUUAUCCUCGGACUAUUGCCGUCAUAUCACAUCAGGCUUGACUCCGGAAGAAGAGAAAAGCGUUUUACAAAGAAUCGAGUCUUCUGAUACCUCAGCCCAGCUGCAACUCCUUGCCCGCGUCGGGAAGGCUCUCCCUCGCAUCUUGACUGGCGAUGCUGAGCCUUUGGACGUCAUGCUGGAAGGGAACCUCCUAUCAAGGUACUACGAGAGUGGUGUUCUCGUUGGCCCCUAUGAAGCCGCAGUGGCAUACCUGAAGGUUCUUACCUUUAAAAGCCCGCGCCUUCGCGUUCUUGAGGUCGGUGCUGGGACCGGAGGCUGCACCAAAUGGCUCUUUCGCGGUCUUUCUGGCCAGAACGGCGCCGUUGGCCUCCCUAUCGAGAAGUACACAUUUACGGACAUAUCCAGCGGAUUCUUCGAGCACGCGCGCCAGACAUUUGCUAAAUGGGAAGAGGUCAUGGAGUUCCGGACGCUAGACGUAGACGCGGAUCCCAUCGAGCAGGGCUUCGACCCCGGGUCCUAUGACGUUGUGGUUGCUGCCAACGUGUUACACGCGACGAGGAACAUUGAUGUGACGAUUAGCCGCGUACGAAAGUUGCUUAAGCCGGGGGGUAGCCUAGUCCUGGUUGAAAUAGAGCCGAGAAGUACGGUGUUCAGUCUCGUUGGUGGCUCACUGACCGGAUGGUGGACCCCCGAGGAUGAUUUCAGAGUCGACGGUCCGCUGCUGUUCCGCAACCAGUGGCAGGAUGUUCUGAAAAGGAACGGAUUUGGGGGAAUCGACAUAUCUUGGGAAUGCAUGAUGGUAGCCAAAGCUGAUCCCUUGCCAAGGAACGGGACACUUUCCAGGCACAACAUCGUUUUGAUCAGAGAUGGCGUUGACAAACAUGCGGCAAAGGCGGCGGCGGAAUUUGCCUCCCGCAAUAUUGAUACCAAAGAGUGCCUGUGGGGACAAGUCAAAGCCCAGGAAGAGAGCCUCUAUGUUAUCUUCGACCAUGCGGAGAAACGGCUUCUCCUUGACCCCCCUCCCGAAUUAUUUGAGGCCAUCAAAGCCCUCUUGAGCGCAAGAUGUCGAGUCCUAUGGGUUCUUCUCCAAGGAAACGCUAACCCCGCUGCCUUGGCCUACAAGGGACUGGUCAACGCCUGGAUCCGUGUUCUCCGGCGGGAGAGCAACAGCACUGGCCUCGUCAGCCUUGAUAUCCGCCAACCCGCUCAAAGCCCGGAGAUGACGGCUCGGGUCAUCGCCAACGUGGCAUGGAGGCGCUUCUGGCCAGGCACAGACGAUGCGCCGUCUUUGGAGCCAGAGUUUGCCUGGGAGGACAACCGCGUUCUGAUCCCCCGUAUCAAGGCGGAUACCGAAUUCAUGCGGUGGGCCCGACGCGGUACGUGGCUGGGAGCUUCGGAUGAGACAGAGUCAGUUCCCUAUCAGGGAGACCGAGUGCUCAAGGCUGAGGUUAGGAUACCAGGAGUACUUAAUUCGCUGCGCUUCGUUGACGAUGAUUUGUCGGUUCCUCUUAGGCCAUCUCACAUAGAGGUCAAGACCGAGGCCCACGGUCUCAAUUACAAAGAUGUCGGCCUCGCCCUUGGUCAGAGGGGUCCCGGCGCCCACAUGGCCGGCGAGUUUGCCGGCGUCGUGACGGCUGUGGGCGGAGAUAUGUAUGAUUUGUACCAGGUAGGCGAUCGCGUCAUGGGUUUCGGCUCACAGCCAUUCAGCAACGUGUCGCGUAUCCAUGGAUACCAGGCUCACAAAACGCCCACUUCGAUGUCCACAACGGUCGCGGCAUCAAUUCCGCACGCCUACGUGACGGCAUAUCACUGCAUCAUCGAGACAGGCCGCCUCGAGAAGAGCCAGUCAGUUCUGAUCCACGCCGCGUCUGGGGGCGUGGGCCAGGCGGCCAUUCAGCUCGCCCAGCAUAUCGGAGCGACCGUUUUCUGCACAGUGAGCACGGCUGCGAAGCGAAAGCUGGUUACGAACGAAUACGGCAUCCCGGAAAGUCACAUCUUCUCCAGCCGGGCCAGGUCACUCAAGGGGGGAGAGGCCCUCAGGGACAGUCUCGACUGCGUCAAGUCCGGGGGAACAUUCAUUGAGCUGGGGAAAGGUGAGAUGCAACAAGACUCCCAGCUGAGCAUGGCUGCAUUUGACAGGUUGAUAACGUUCCACACCUUUGAUCUGGAAACACUGUCAGCGCAAAAACCCGGGCGCGUCCAUCGAAUUUUGAGCGACAUCAUCAGCCUCCUUGAGUCCAGUGUAUUGCGUCCCAUACACCCUAUCACUAUCUACCCCAUUCAUAAAAUUGAGGAUGCAUUUCACUUUCUAGGUUCGAGGAAGCAUACCGGCAAGGUUGUCCUCCAGGCCUUUCCUGCGUCCACGGUCAAGUGCUCACCUUCCAAGCCCAAGCCGCUACAGGCACGUAAGGAUGGUACCUAUGUUGUGGCCGGGGGUCUCGGCGAUCUGACCUCGCGGGUCUGUGUAUUUCUGGCCUCUCGAGGCGCCGGGCACGUGGUGGUUUUAUCCCGGCGCGCUCUCGACGAGGAGAUGAAACAAAAGUACAUGGCUGCGGUCAGGGAACACGGGGCUGAGCUUCACAUCCUUCAGUGCGACAUCACGGGCGAAGAGAGCAUGAAGCGCGCUGCGUCGUACUGCACCAGGCUGCCCUCUGUCAGGGGUGUGGUUAAUGGCGCUCUGGUACUUAGUGACCGGACAUUUGCCCAGAUGACCAUCGACCAGUGGAAGCUACCACUUCAGCCUAAAGUCUUCGGGACCCUCAAUCUUGACAAGUUCUUUGCUUCGCGUAAUUUAGCCUUCUUUCUGACUCUCUCCUCGGUCGUAGCUGUCGUUGGCAGGGCUGGUCAGUCAAACUACGCCGCCGGAAAUGGGUUUCAGGACGCCUUUGCUCUGGCGCACUCUGCUCACCCUCACACGCACUAUCUCUCUGUCAACGUGGGUGCCGUCUCGGUUGAGGCGCACGGGGCCACUAGAGAGGCACAAGGCAACAUGUCCAUCGGAGGAAUGAGGGCGUCUCUCCGGCAAAAUAGUGUUAUGGACAUCUCAAUUGAUGAUUUCAUCGCUCAUAUCGAGUAUGCCAUGACCAGCGACAUGCAUCAAACAAUCCAGGGUGUGACAUACCAGUCCAUGUUGGACGCCAACGACAAGCACCUUCUUGAGAAUCCCGUCUUCAGUCAGCUGAUUCAUUCCGAGACAAAGAAAGCUGCGGGGCCUAAAGAGUCUGACAAGAUUGACUUGAAAGGGGCUCUGGGUAGCUUCGCCGUCUUCCUUGACCGGCCGAUCGACGAGAUCAGGGUUGAUCAGCCCCUUGCUAACAUUGGCCUCGACUCCCUUGUCAGCAUCGAGUUAAAGAAUUGGAUGGUGCGCACGUUCCAAGUAAACCUCCAAACAUCGGAACUGGGCGGCGCUGCUAGCAUUUUCUCGCUGGCAGCGAUGCUGACCUCACGAUCCAAGGCAAUCCCCGGCCAUGUCCGGCAUUCUCAGCUGUAG
Molecule: messenger RNA, 7659 nt
Organism: Penicillium coprophilum
Lineage: Eukaryota; Fungi; Ascomycota; Eurotiomycetes; Eurotiales; Aspergillaceae
Product: mycocerosic acid synthase
Exons: 11
Coding region: 1-7659 (2552 amino acids)
Biological process (GO): fatty acid biosynthetic process; secondary metabolite biosynthetic process
Molecular function (GO): oxidoreductase activity; phosphopantetheine binding; fatty acid synthase activity
Source: RefSeq, a predicted model, not a curated record